AAGGUCUGAGUCAUUCGGAUGAGCACGCUGCAGGAGUAGGGGCAGUAGAGUCAGUGGUAGUGGAACAUUGACGACUGUCACAUUCGGGAAACAAAGCAUGGUGGAAUACUGAGGUCUGCAACAUUCGGGGGACAAAGGAUAUUGGAAUACUGUGGUCUGCAACAUUCGGGGGACGAAGAAUAUUGGAAUACUGUGGUCUGCAACAUUCGAGGGACAAAGGGUAUUGGAAUACUGUGGUCUGCGACAUUUGGGGGACAAAGGGUAUUGGAAUACUGUGGUCUGCAACAUUCGGGGACAAAGGACAGAGGAAUUGUAAGAGGGAACGUUCGGGUAGGCAGACAUUCCAAGAACAUCAUUACAGCGGGAGCACUGCGAGCUGGUUGUGAACUUUCUGCUGAGGUUGCGGCGGCCUCCCCUUCGCCCCGGCUGAACGAUCCUGACCGUGAUCCUUACUAAACUAUACUGCAAUAGUGUAGUCAGUAAUAAUUGAAAGAAGGAUUUGUGCAGCCUUCUGAUUUUAUCUGGAUUCAUUAUGAUCACUCCUGCCUUUGAAUUGAGUCAAGAUCCUAAUUUCCUUACUAUCAUAAUCCAAGUCCCAUAUGCGAAGGUUAAUGAAGUUGAUCUGUACAUCGAUGGAGUGGACUUCAAAUUUUAUGCGAAGCCAUACUUCUUAAGAUUGACUCUUCCAGGAAAGAUAGUGGAGGAUGGCAGAGAGACAGCUUUGUAUAAUGCUGAUGCAGGAAUUUUUACAAUAAAAGUUCCGAAAGAGACGCCUGAAGAAUACUUUGAGGGGUUGGAUAUGCUGACUGUGCUUCUGGCACCGAAAGGUUCAAGAUCUGCAAAGCCAUUGCUGGAAGAGAUAGGACAAUUGGGUGACGCUGAAGAAGAUGAAGAUCAGCAAGAAUUUGAUUGGGAAAUUGAGCAAACUCCCUAUGUGGAAUUGGAAGGGAAUGUUCUAAGCCCGACUUGUUUCUAUGGCUUUGGAAACCUGAGAACGGGAGUCUUCAGGAGACUGCAGGAUGAACUCACUGAUGUGAUUGACCUGAAGGAACCAGACAGCACCACAAUGGUUGAACGUCGGCAGAAACGGUUAGCUGCUGAAGAGGCCAAGUUUGAUUCUGAUCAUUAUCUUGCUGACUUGUUUGAGGAUGACCCCAUUCAGGACUUGCUGAAGUAUAAACCUUGGUGGGUAGGCAUGCAGAAGAGAAAAGAAGCAAAGAAAACCCAGAGUGAACAACAUUUGAUGGAGGAGACAGAAAGUCGAUUUGUUGAAUUUUCUGAAGAUGAAAAGGAACACUUGCGAAACUUCACCAAUAAGAAUUACCUGCUGGAUAAAAAAGCAUGCCACAAUGCUUACCUCUGCCUGCUUGACAUUAUCCUUGCAUAUGCCUAUGAAGUCCGCAUCACUGAAGGAGAAACCAAUACUGAAUCCUCGUGGAACAUCCGGAAACUGAGUGGGACGCUGUGUUGGCUGGAUACUUACCAUUCUCUUCAAGAAGUUGUUGUGUCCUUCUGCAGAAGAGUUUUGUGUUAUCCCUUUUAUAGACAUUUCCACUUAGCUCUGAAAGCUAUUGAGGAUGCAGUCUUAAUACUUCAGCUGGGUAAGUCUGCUGUUCUGAAGUCCCUGCUGGGCAUCCAUAAGAUCUUCAGAGAGAGUGACCCUGCAUAUCUUUUGAAUGACCUCUACAUCACAGACUACUGCAUUUGGAUCCAGAAAGUGAAGUCAAAGAAGCUUGCAUCCUUGGCCGAGACACUGCGGAAUGUGAAAAUCACAAAGAGUAAUUUAAGCUUUGAACUGGAAGAAUUGGAGAAAGCAGCGCUAUUAGUUCAAGAGGAAGAAAAUGAAAUCAAGCCAGGGCAGAGUGGUCUCCAAUCACCCCUGUCAGAAAGUGAGACUGAGGAAGAGAAUGACUCUGAGGAAUCGAGUAGCUCAUCCUAUGAUACUGGAGAGUCUGAUUCAUGUGAAAAUGAUUUGUCUAGCUGUAGCAUUUCUGAGGAAAUGGAUAGAAAAUGUUUGUGUCAUGCAAAAGAGGCUGACUGUGUCACUGAAUUCAAAGCUGAAGAGGAUUUGAUCAAAUUGAACUGUGGUGAUGAAACUAUGUAUAUGGAUGCCACAGGAUAUCCAGUUAACUGUCCAUUGGGAGAGACUUCCACUGAUAAAUCACCUCCAAGAAGAUUGAUAGAAGAAGUUGCAGAUCAGUUGCAGUCAAUGGGGUUUUCAGAGCACUGUGAAAAAUCUGCUGUUGAGAAUUCGGAGCACAGACCAACAAGCCUGCCUGUUCAGAAUUUGGCACAGUAUCAGCAUUCACAGACGACCUCACAGCAGACUUUCUUAGAGGUGUCUCCUAAGAGGAAUUGCCUGCUGCUUGUUGCAGAUCCUGAUAACACAGAGGAUUUUAUAAACCUGGCAUGAGUCCAGCUUGUAUGCUAGAAAAGAACAAACUGAUUUACGUGCAAGUGGCUGACGCUGGUCAUUGUACUUAUUAAAUCACUUUAGAAAUGAAAAUUUGCUCUUAAAUGCUUUGGUGUUUACGCACAUUUAUAUCAGAUAUUGUGCAAAAACUAU
This is a messenger RNA of Hemiscyllium ocellatum (epaulette shark), 2566 nucleotides long. RefSeq names its product SHQ1, H/ACA ribonucleoprotein assembly factor (gene shq1). NCBI's taxonomy places the organism in Eukaryota, Metazoa, Chordata, Chondrichthyes, Orectolobiformes, Hemiscylliidae. Gene Ontology annotation, cellular component: nucleoplasm; cytoplasm. Gene Ontology annotation, biological process: box H/ACA snoRNP assembly. The transcript has 12 exons. Bases 533 to 2413 code for a protein of 626 amino acids. The record is from RefSeq and is a predicted model, not a curated record.